Messenger RNA from Lathyrus sativus (Indian pea), 798 nucleotides. The record is from the annotation of a GenBank genome assembly. NCBI's taxonomy places the organism in Eukaryota, Viridiplantae, Streptophyta, Magnoliopsida, Fabales, Fabaceae.
AUGAAAUUCGGAAAGAGCCUCAACAACCAGAUCGAGAAAACCGUUCCCCAAUGGCGCGACAAGUUUCUCUCUUACAAGCUUCUCAAAAAGAAAUUGAAGCUUGUUCAACCAACUUCCGAUGAACGCCCGAACAAAAGAGCUAGGAUAGACGGCGACGGGGAAAUGUCAAAUGAAGAAACCGAUUUCCGGAAUUCCCUUGAAAAUGAACUCCACAAAUUUAAUAGUUUCUUCGUUGAGAAAGAGGAAGAGUGCAUUAUAAGAUUCAAGGAGUUACAAGAUUGUGUGGCUAAAGGAAGGGGUUCUAACGAACAAAUGAUGCAAAUUCACAAGGAUAUUGUUGAUUUUCAUGGAGAAAUGGUUUUGCUUGAAAACUACAGUGCGCUUAAUUACACAGGACUAGUGAAAAUUCUGAAGAAGUAUGAUAAGAGAACAGGGGCUCUCAUUCGGUUGCCAUUCAUUCAGAAGGUUUUGCAAGAACCGUUCUUCACCACUGAUCUGCUCUACAAGCUUAUAAAAGAGUGUGAAACAAUGUUGGAUGGCCUUUUCCCCUUCGGCGAGUCCGUUGAAUCGAGCGGAGAUGUUCCUUCUACUUCGUCAAGUGCUACAAACAGCGAUGAUCAGUUUAUGCUGAAGGAGAUAGGUGAAAUGCAGAAGAGUCUCUAUUUGAAGAGUACAAUAUCUGCUUUGCAUGUUCUGCAGGAAAUCAGAAGUGGCAGCUCUACAGUUAGUAUGUUUUCUUUGCCACCAUUGGAACAAACUUUGAACAAAAUUUCUGUUUUUGAACAAACAGCCAAGUAA